GGAGGUGGGCCCUGGGAAGUUUCGCUUGCUGGCCCCGGCGCAGGGGCGGCGGCGGAAGGGGCGACGGAUCCAGCCUCCACGGCGGCGUUCUGUGACAUCUCUGCCUGCUUCCUCUCGUCCUCUGCCGGCUGGUGGUGAGCGGCCAAAGCCGCAGCGGGCCCGAGACGUGCGACCCAAAGUUUUCGUGACGUCUUAAACAUGAGCCCCACCCAGUGGGACUUCCCUGUGGAAUUAUGUUGUCGGCCUAUGGCUUUCGUCACUCUCACAGGCCUGGAUGUGGUCUAUAAUGCUGUCCAUCGAGCUGUCUGGGAUGCCUUCUGUGCCAACCGGAGGGCUGAUCGGGUACCGAUUUCUUUCAAGGUGCUCCCAGGUGACCACGAGUAUCCUAAAUGUAGACCCAAGAGAACUUCGUAUGAAUGGUACAUCCCCAAAGGGAUCUUAAAAACUGGCUGGAUGAACAAACAUCUGAAUCUGGUGCCAGCCCUGGUGGUCGUGUUUUAUGAACUGGACUGGGACGAGCCCCAGUGGAAGGAGAAGCAGUCCGAAUGUGCCACCAGAGUGGAAAUAGUCAGGCAGAGUUUACAAGGGAGAAACACCAAAGUUGCAGUGGUUCUGAUUCAGAAGAAAACCCCCUUACCCCCAGGAGAAGAUGUCAUUGCUUCAGAAAGGGCUGCAGCCUUAUGCAACGCGUGUGAGCUCUCAGGAAAGUCUUUGUUUGUACUACCCCAUACAGACCACCUUGUGGGUUAUAUUAUAAGAUUAGAAAAUGCCUUUUAUGAACAUGCACAGACUUAUUACUACACCGAGAUUAGAAGAGUGAAAUCUCAUAAAGAAUUUUUGAAUAAAACAACACACCAGCUUUUAUUUGUUAGACAUCAGUUCAAAAUAGCUUUCUUCAGUGAGUUGAAACAAGAUACACAGAAUGCUCUGAAGAAUUACAGGACCGCCUAUAACCUUGUACAUGAAUUGAGAGCCCAUGAAACUAACAUUCUGGAAAUUAAGACCAUGGCAGGAUUUAUAAACUACAAGAUCUGUAGGUUGUGUUUUCAACACAACACCCCGCUGGAUGCAAUCGCUCAGUUCCGAAAGCAUAUUGACUUGUGUAAGAAAAAAAUUGGAAGUGCAGAGUUGGCUUUUGAGCAUGCAGCAUGGAUGUCUAAACAAUUCCAGGCCUUUGGAGAUUUAUUUGAUGAAGCUAUUAAGUUGGGGUUGACAGCUAUUCAAACUCAGAAUCCUGGUUUCUAUUAUCAGCAGGCAGCGUACUAUGCCCAGGAGCGGAAACAGGUUGCCAAAGCCCUCUGUAACCAUGAAGCUUCUGUAACGUAUCCCAACCCUGAUCCCUUAGAAACGCAAGCAGGCGUUCUUGACUUCUAUGGACAACGAUCAUGGCGACAAGGAAUACUCAGCUUUGAUCUUUCGGAUCCCGAAAAAGAGAAGGUGGGGAUUCUUGCCAUUCAGCUGAAGGAGAGAAGUGUUGUUCACUCUGAAGUAAUAAUAACUCUUCUGAGCAAUGCUGUUGCACAGUUUAAGAAAUAUAAGUGUCCAAGAAUGAAGAGUCACCUGAUGGUUCAAAUGGGAGAGGAAUAUUACUAUGCAAAGGAUUAUACCAAAGCUUUGAAGUUGCUAGAUUACGUGAUGUGUGAUUAUCGGAGUGAAGGGUGGUGGACCCUGCUCACGUCUAUACUGACCACGGCUCUGAAGUGUUCCUACCUCAUGGCCCAGCUGAAAGAUUACAUCACUUACUCCCUGGAACUCCUUGGCAGAGCUUCAACGCUGAAAGAUGACCAGAAAUCUCGGAUAGAAAAAAACCUCAUAAAUGUUUUAAUGAAUGAAAGUCCUGAUCCUGAACCUGACUGUGAUAUCUUAGCUGUGAAAACUGCUCAGAAGCUGUGGGCAGACCGAAUCUCUCUGGCUGGCAGCAAUGUUUUCACAAUAGGCGUACAAGACUUUGUGCCAUUUGUGCAAUGCAAAGCCAAGUUCCAUGCUCCAAGUUUUCAUGUCGAUGUUCCUGUGCAGUUUGAUGUUUAUCUGAAGGCUGAUUGUCCACAUCCCAUUCGGUUUUCUAAGCUCUGUAUCAGCUUUAAUAAUCAGGAAUACAACCAGUUCUGUGUAAUCGAAGAAGCAUCCAAAGCAAGUGACGUUUUAGAAAAUUUGACUCAAGGCAAGAUGUGUUUAGUUCCUGGUAAAACAAGGAAGUUUUUAUUUAAAUUUGUUGCAAAAACUGAAGAUGUAGGAAAGAAAAUUGAGAUUACGUCCGUGGAUCUGGUUCUGGGCAGCGAGGCGGGCAGGUGUGUGGUCCUGAACUGGCAGGGAGGAGGCGGGGACGCUGCGUCCGCCCAGGAGGCCCUGCAGGCCUCGCGCUCUUUCAAACGAAGACCCAGGCUCCCCGACAGCGAGGUCCACUGGGACGGCAUCGUGAUCCAGGCGAGCACCAUGAUCAUAUCCAGAGUUCCCAACGUUUCGGUCCAUCUGCGACAUGACCCCCCGGCCCUGACUAACGAAAUGUACUGUUUGGUUGUGACCGUUCAGUCCCACGAGAAGACCCCGAUCAGAGAUGUGAAGCUCACUGCUGGUUUAAAACCUGGACAGGAUGCCAAUUUAACUCAGAAAACGCAUGUGACUCUUCAUGGGACAGAACUGUGUGACGAGUCCUACCCGGCUCUGCUCACUGACAUUCCUGUCGGGGACUUACAGCCCGGGGAACAGCUGGAAAAAACGUUAUAUGUUCGCUGUGGAACAGUGGGCUCGAGAAUGUUUCUUGUGUAUGUUUCUUACCUGAUCAAUACAACGAUCGAAGGAAAAGAAAUUGUUUGCAAAUGCCACAAGGAUGAAACUGUAACAAUAGAAACGGUCUUUCCAUUUGACGUUGCAGUUAAAUUUGUUUCUACAAAGUUCGAGCACUUGGAAAGGGUUUAUGCGGACAUCCCCUUCCUGCUCAUGACGGACCUGUUGAGCGCCUCCCCCUGGGCCCUCACCAUCGUCUCCAGUGAGCUGCAGCUAGCUCCCUCCAUGACCCCCAUGGACCAGCUGGAGUCCCAGGUGGACAGAGUCGUCUUGCAGACUGGAGAGAGCGCCAGCGAGUGCUUCUGCCUGCGAUGCCCGUCGGCUGGAAAUGUUGAAGGCGGAGUAGCAACCGGGCAUUAUAUUAUCUCCUGGAAGAGGACUUCAGCAAUGGACAGCAUCCCCGUCAUCAGCACCGUCAUCACCCUGCCCCACGUGAUCGUGGAAAACAUCCCUCUCCAUGUGAACGCAGAUCUGCCAUCAUUCGGGCGUGUCAGAGAGUCGCUACCUGUCAGGUAUCACCUGCAGAAUAAGACUGACUUAGUUCAAGACGUGGAGAUUUCCGUGGAGCCCAGUGAUGCCUUCAUGUUCUCAGGACUUAAACAGAUUCGAUUACGUAUCCUCCCUGGCACAGAACAGGAGAUGUUAUAUAACUUCUACCCUCUGAUGGCUGGGUACCAGCAGCUGCCGUCUCUCAACAUCAACUUGCUCAGGUUUCCCAACUUCACAAAUCAACUGCUCAGGCGCUUCAUACCAACUAGUAUUUUUGUAAAGCCACAGGGCCGGCUCAUGGACGACGCCUCCAUCGCGGCCGCGUGAGAUUCAGGACGGGCCUCAGCCGUUCUCAGAGAAACUGGACAGAACUGUGUGAUUGUUUCCUGGUGAGCUGUACUUGAUCAUGGUACAGGUUAAUCUUCUCUAUUUUUUAAUGGAUGUUACACCAACUCUUCAGAGGAAGUCAUCCUAAAAUAUUAGGAAAAUCUCUCUUCUAGUUUGACUAAUAAAUAUUUGAAAUCUGUCAGCGUGACGUGAAAGGGUGUUAGCCCUUUGUUUUUGUUGAAAGUUGUUUUGUGGACACGGGCGUCUUCCCAGUUAAGGGGGUUUUAUAUGUGCAGUAGCCGAGGAAAGUUAAGUCUCUGAAAUACGCCUGGACAAGGGGAGCCAAGCACCAGUGUCUCCCCUGGAAAGCUUGGAAUCCCCGUGGGUGCCUUUGAGAGUUGGCUAAACCAGAGAUGGAAUAGAAUAAAUCUGUUCUCAUGCAUCUAACGUCUGUUCAGAGUCCAUACAGAGGAACCAGAAAGCAGUCACGGGACUGACAGAGACAGCUUCCAAAAAGUUUUAAUGAAAGCAGUUUAAGAUGUCUAAAAAAAACAACCUUUGCUUACCACCAAAACAUUUCAGAUAGGUUCAGCUUGCUUGGUUCGUUUAUGAAGCAGGUUCGUAAACAAGAUCCUCACCUGUCAGGAUCUGAACUGCAAGAUACUCAGCAUAAUCUCCUAAACUGAAAGUUUUAGAGAAAGAUGCAAGGUCUAAAUCUAAAGUUCUAGAGCUUUUAGUUAUGUCGUGCAGGUUGAAAAGAACUGUUUAAAACUCUUGAAAAUUCAUGUACAUAAACAUAUUGUGAAAAUCCUCUGUUAAAAUAUCUUAAUGUAAAACUCCCCCGUUGUUCAGAAAUUUUUAUUAUUUAAAAGUAUAGGAGUUGUAAAAAGGAAAAGAAUGGUGUAAAUAAAUAACUUUCUCUUUCACACA
Messenger RNA from Capra hircus (goat), 4530 nucleotides. It is a transcript of the gene TRAPPC11, whose product is annotated as trafficking protein particle complex 11. The transcript is spliced from 30 exons. The record is from RefSeq and is a predicted model, not a curated record. Lineage: Eukaryota; Metazoa; Chordata; Mammalia; Artiodactyla; Bovidae. Bases 199 to 3600 code for a protein of 1133 amino acids.